GUCUUGAAGAAGCUAGAGGAUUGCCUAGCGAAGAUUGAGACCAGCGAAGGGUUCAAGAAGAUGUUGGGCCUGCAGCCAUCUCAGUAUUUGGCAUCGUUGAAUGAGAGGCAAACUGCUGACCUUAUUUAUCGUGACAAUGCCCGGAUUAAGCACUCCCAGAGCAAGCGCCUGGAAUUGGAAAUCUCUGAUAAAUCUGAGCUAGUUCCAGCUCCGGUUUCUAUUGUUCAGCCUGCUCAUGAUCUAUCGCCAUUGAGCAAAGCUCUGAUUGAUCAUCUCCGGCGUGCUUCAGCAACCCCAGUGAACGGCAAGAAAAUUCUUUUUGGAGGAAAGAAGAGCUGGCUUGGAGACAUGUUGUCCAUGCUUCAGUCAUCCUUUGCGCAACCACCGCCCAGUCGGAAGCAGCUGGGUGCUCCUGCUCCUGAUGAUCCUGAUGGCAGCCGUGAACUUGGUAUCCAAGAGUUUUUGACAUCAGUGCAAGAUGAACCUUCAGUGUCACCAAUGGACAUUGGCGUUUCCAGUGUUGUUCCUUUUGAGAGAAGGAUCACCAAUCGGCCUGAUGAAUUGGGUGGUGGCAGUGCCUUCUCAUUCAUGGCCGGAGCGUGCGCUUCUAAUUUCCCAUCUGUUGUCCAAGCAGGCUCAGCGACAGACUCUGCCAGCCUGUUGUUGGACAGUGAAUUCAUUUUUUUCACCGUUGUCUCCGAGAACAUGAACAGCUACAAGUUGCUGGGGACUCAAAUGGAGUCAUAUGACGUGAUGGUCCAACCCUACAUUCCAACCGCUGGAAGUGAAGUAGACGACCAUGCCACAGACAUCACCUUG
Messenger RNA from Durusdinium trenchii, 819 nucleotides. The record is from the annotation of a GenBank genome assembly. Lineage: Eukaryota; Dinophyceae; Suessiales; Symbiodiniaceae.